GGCCUUUUGAAUUGUUAGUCUUGAAUUUCAAAGUUGAUCAAAAACAUCUACAUUUUUUGAUUAUUUCAAGCCUUAGACAACAAAAAAGGGUUUCUGUUAGCUAAGAUCAACUCAUAAAAUGGAAACUGUGGGUCUUGAGAAGCAUGAGCUGCCACCAACUAAUCAAAAACGAAUGGUCGCAUUCAUCAACCAUUUCGUGCUGAGUACAGUGAAUUUCCUGAACAAAUUCGCGUCUGACUGUGAGUCGAAAUUCAUUCAGUAUGAACAUAAAAUACAAAGUUUGGAAGCAUCUUUGUCGAUAGUGGAAGCCAAAAUAGCCUCAAUAGACACAUUGCAGAACGGAACAGUGGCCACUGAAGAGCGGCCUCAAGGAGUGCCAAUGAAGGAAAACUACUCGACAAAUGAACCGGAGAAUGCAUCUGUAGUAGAAGAAUCAUCCCGACAAGAAACCCCUGCGAAAGAUCCAAGGUAUGACAAAUAUAUCAAAAUGGUUCAAGUUGGGGUGCCCCUUCCUGCUGUAAAAAAUAAGAUCUGUUCUGAGGGUUUGGAUCCAAAUUACAUUGAUGCCUUUUUGUAGCCUGGAAAA
Aedes aegypti (yellow fever mosquito) is the source of this 586-nucleotide messenger RNA. It is a transcript of the gene CCDC53, whose product is annotated as WASH complex subunit 3. The coding region runs from base 119 to 577 and encodes 152 amino acids. The transcript has 2 exons. NCBI's taxonomy places the organism in Eukaryota, Metazoa, Arthropoda, Insecta, Diptera, Culicidae. Gene Ontology annotation, biological process: actin filament polymerization; exocytosis. The record is from RefSeq and is a predicted model, not a curated record. Gene Ontology annotation, cellular component: WASH complex.